GAUUCCCUCAGAUUCGGUUUCCAUUUCAAGGAGGAUAGUAAAGAAACAGCCGGAGACAAAGAUAAAGGAGAGGGGCAAAUAUAAAAAGGAGGCAGCGGUAAAGAAAGAGUAACCGUCCGCUUGCUGAGGGAAGAAAGACGGAGGUUUCCGUUAGAACUGAAACAUGGGUGAAACUUCCAAAAGUAACAUAAAGAAAAUCCUCCUGCAACUUGAAUGCCAUUUCACUUGGGCAUUGCGAAAGGAAGACAUUGAUCCUGAUGAACUGGAGCAAAGAAUUCUUGAUCAAAUUGAGUUCUUGCCAUGCAAAUCCAAAGUCCAGAAUUAUAACCUGUUGGGCUUUGUGAAAUACUUAAACGGUAAGAAAGAAGAUGCUUUAGAUAACUUAAAAAAGGCUGAGGAGGCUGUGAAAACAGAGCACCCGGAAGAUAUUGAAAAGCACAGUCUUGUUACCUGGGGCAACUAUGCUUGGCUGUUCUACCACAUGGACAACAUGACAGAAGCCCGAACGUACAUAAACAAGACGGAAAUCCUGUGUAAGCGAAAUAAAAGUACCUCACCUUACAAGAUGAAACUUCCCCACAUCUACUGUGAGAAGGCGUGGGCACUCCUCAAAUUUGGGGCCAGUUAUUAUGAAAAAGCUAAAGAAAGCUUUGUAAAAGCCCUGGAAGAGGAACCUAAUAACCCAGAAUUUAAUGCUGGCUAUGCAAUCGCCAUGUACCGCCUGGAAAAUUGUUCUGGGGGGAAAAAAGGAAUGCAAAGCGCAUCACUAGAACCAUUGAGGCGUGCAGUACAACUGAAUCCAGACGAUGAAUUUGUUGUGCCUCUUCUUGCAUUAAAGCUUCAGGAAACUAAUAAUAUUAAAGAAGGGGGAAGGUACAUGGAAGAAUCCCUUGCAAAACACCCAGACCUUCCUCAUGUGCUGAGGUAUGCUGCCAAAUUUUACAGGAAAAAAGGGGAGGUGCAGAUAGCUCUAAAAUAUUUGACCAAGGCAUUAAGCUUAACACCAAACUCAGGCUUCUUGCACCAUCAGGUAGGGCUUUGUUAUAGAGCAAUGUACUUUGACAUGAAAAAGACACGUGGUUUCCAUCACCAACCCACCGAAGAGAUGAAAGAACUGCUCCGACUGUGCAUUUUCCAUUUCCAGACAGUGAUAGAGCACAAAACCAAAUUCUUCUUUGCUCAUUUGGACCUUGCUAAUAUUUAUGCAGAAGGAGGACAGAUUCAGGAGGCAGAAGAAAUGUUUCAGAGAGCAUUUGGAAUGAAGAAGCUGACGUGUCCAGAAAAGCAGCAGCUGUACUUCAAUUAUGGGCGCUACCAACAAUUCCACAAAAAAUCUGAUUCUGAAGCCAUGAAACAGUUCCUGGAAGGGCUGAAAAUUGAAUAUGAUUCGUAUGACAGAAAGAAGUGCAAAGAUAUGCUGAAGAAGUUAAUAGAAAAGAGAACCAAGAAAGGCCCAGCAGAUGCAAAGAGUUUGGGUAUCCUUGGAUUCAUUCACCAGCUGGAUGGGGAAAAGAGGCAAGCAAUCGAAUGCUAUGAACGGGCCCUGAAAAUGGACCCCGGAAACGAGGAAUACCUCAGUGCUAUUUUAAAUCUGAGACUUUCUUUACAAAACUAAAAUUUCCCAACUGUGCAAUCAAAUUGUAGAGAGGCAAAAAGUUGACUUGAUAUCGCAACAUGAACAAACAGAUUGGGUGACAGUAUAUUUU
Molecule: messenger RNA, 1706 nt
Organism: Pogona vitticeps (central bearded dragon)
Lineage: Eukaryota; Metazoa; Chordata; Lepidosauria; Squamata; Agamidae
Product: interferon-induced protein with tetratricopeptide repeats 5
Biological process (GO): defense response to virus
Cellular component (GO): cytosol
Molecular function (GO): protein binding
Source: RefSeq, a predicted model, not a curated record